Messenger RNA from Ruditapes philippinarum (Manila clam), 2283 nucleotides. Its product is annotated as ras-related protein Rab-38-like. NCBI's taxonomy places the organism in Eukaryota, Metazoa, Mollusca, Bivalvia, Venerida, Veneridae. The coding region runs from base 33 to 734 and encodes 233 amino acids. The record is from RefSeq and is a predicted model, not a curated record. Gene Ontology annotation, molecular function: GTPase activity; GTP binding. Gene Ontology annotation, cellular component: trans-Golgi network; Golgi apparatus; lysosome. Gene Ontology annotation, biological process: phagosome-lysosome fusion; endosome to lysosome transport. The transcript has 9 exons.
UUUUAAAUCGGUCGUCACGUGAUAAAUCUCACAUGAUAAUAAAAAUGGCUGCUACCAACAAAUUUUCAUCCACCCGUGAACAUCUAUUUAAAGUAUUAGUGAUAGGGGAGUUUGGCGUCGGCAAGACAUCUAUUAUCAGAAGAUACGUAGACGGACAUUUCAACCCAAAUUACAAACUAACCAUUGGUGUCGACUUUGCUUUGAAAUCAAUAGAAUGGGAUACAGAUACAAAAGUGAAUUUACAAUUAUGGGAUAUAGCUGGACACGAGCGGUUUGGUCACAUGACAAGGGUUUACUACAAAUACGCAAUAGCUGCAAUAAUUGUAUUUGACUUAUCAAGACCAGCAACUUUCGACUCUAUACCAAAGUGGUUGAAUGAUGUAAAUUCUAAAGUUAUGUUGUCAAAUGAGGAUCCUGUUCCAGUCAUACUACUAGCUAACAAGUGUGAUGUUGAAGAUGUUACAAUAGAUGAAAAGAAAAUAAGUGACUUUUGUCAAGCUCAUAAUAUUGUUAAGUGGUAUCAGACAUCUGCAAAGGAUAAUGUUAAUAUAGAUGAAGCUAUGAAGUUGUUGAUAGAUUAUAUCUUAAAGUUACCGGCAGAAAAUCAGCAACCAGAAGAACACAUUACACUCCCAAGCCGCAGACAUAGCAAUACAAACCCCGGUAAUACGUAUGAGGAAUCAUUUGAAGAAGACGAUACCGGCAGACAAAAACAGUCCCAGUGUUGCAGUUGAUACUGUUUUUAAUGUUAGUAGUAACUAUAUAGACUGAAAAGGUCUGAUUGUUUUGGCCCCCUUAAACUAAAAAACGGACGCAAUCUUAGAAACGCCUUUCGAGAAAUAAGAGGAUCGUUUUAAUCAUAACUUCUUUUACCUUUCCUACAGAUGUUACUAUAUUGCUAAUUUAUUAAGUUAAUUGUUAAAAUGAUGUACACAUCAAAAAGAAAAACAAUCACCACUUAACAAUCACCACUUCAAAUUAGUUAUUCCAAUAAUGCUGUAUUGUUGUGGAAUGCAAUUAAAUAAAAGUAAAAAGGUUUGGAUGCUCACUAUAUGAGCCGUGUCAUGACAAAACCAACAUAAUGGGUUUGCGACUAGCAUGGAUCCAGACCAGCCUGCGCAUCCGCGCAGUCUGAUCAGGAUCCAUGCUGUUCGCUAUCAGUUUCUCUACUUGUAAUAGAGUUUUUAAGCGAACAGCAUUGAUCCUGAUCAGACUGCGCGGAUGAGCAGGCUGGUCUGGAUCCAUGCUGGUCGCAAACCCAUUAUGUUGGUUUUGUCAUGGCGCGGCUCAUAUCUUAAAUAUAUCGCCUGUGGGCCAGAUGGAACAAGUCUUUGCCACCAGUAGAGUGCUAGGCAAGUUUGUGCUUCCUGGCUUUCUGACAAAUCCCUAUACUAUUGUUAGCUCAUGUUUUGUAUUGAAAUUUUGACGACCAAUAAUCUUUGUAUGUAUUAGUCCUAAUUUCAAAAAUGGACAGAUUAAGGGUAAAUACAAUUAGAAAGCUAUCUUCAUGUUUUAACUAAGCUCUAUGAUUUCAUUUUAUUGUGUUAAAUUUAGUUUCGUAAGUAUAUAUUUUAAUAGAAAAUAUGUUCAGACAUGAUUACGUAAUAACCGAUUUUCAUAUUUUGUAGUUUUUAUUGUUGUCAAGUAAUUUGUUGCCUGAAUACAAAUAAAUAAUUUGUGUCGAAUGUAAAUCACAUGUGUUUUUAGGUAUAUAGUUAAAGUAGAAUGAAAUAUCUAUAACAGAAAUUAAUAAAUCAAUGGUCCUUUUGCUCCUUUUGUAUGGAUUUCAAUGCUUUGCUUAUACAAUUAAACAUUACUUGUUUUUCAUUUCUUUUGAUAAUAAUUUCCAUUUGACCUGACAGUGUUUUAUCAGAUGUGGCAAUGAUUUCAUUACUGUCGUAUUCAGACACUUUAUUUGUAUACAUGAUUUAAAAUUAUAGUUUAACGUAUCAAUAUUGUACUUGAGCUUGUACAUUUGGAAAUAUCAUACAAUUUGCAAACGAAACUGAAUGUUGUUUUGCUAUUUCUUUAGCCAGUUUUCGUCUCAUAGAUGUUAUUUUACAAAAGUUUUAUUGUCUUCUUCUGAGAAUUUAGUUAUUUGUACCCGUCUUAAAAAUGAAAUAUAUUAAUAUAUUUAUGUAUAUAAUUACGAGAUCUCAGAUUGUCUCUAAAGCAAGAUGUCUUAAUAUAUUACCAAGUGUUUUUCUCUCAUUCUGUUAGGCUGUAUAUAAAUUAUGUAAAUGCAUUAUGUGCAAUGUUUCAAAUAAAAGUGUUUUACAAACA